AUGGAGAAGGCUAGCAACGAAGACGAGCACGAGGAUCUCACCUGGGUCAUGACUCCCGAGGACGACUACCUCCUGUUGGCCCACCAGCUCGAACAUCAACAUCACGCCGGCAAGAAAUCAUCCAUGGCAAGAAAGGAUGACAGGCUUGUGGUGCCUCCGGCCUCGUCCUUCCCUUCCUCUCCCCAGAGAUCUGCCCCCGUGUCGGCGAAGAAGACCCUCACCGACAUCUCCUCCUCGCCCGCCGCGAAGAAGUCUUCUAAGAUCACCUAUUCCUCCCUUUCGAAACCUCCUCCGUUCUUGUCGCGCAAGCGCAAAUCAUCACCGAACGAGAUCAUCAUCACAGAUGAUCAGCCCGAGCCAUCUUCCACCUCUUCCUCCAGCUCCACUUCCUCAUCCAGCUCUACCAGCAGCACCUCCGCCUCGUCCGCUUCUGCAGCAGCCAGCCCAGCACUCAAGAAGCAAAAGUCGAUCAACCACUACUUCGGCUUCCAGAGGCAGACCUCUUCUUCCUCUUCUUCCUCUACUUCGCCAUCUGCACGCGAGAAGAAGACCGCCUCUGCUUCCUCCACAGAGAGCAGUGGCGAAGGCCCGCCCAAGGAGCCCUGGUGGCUGCGUGCGGCGCGGGGCGACGCCGACCAGGGACAAACAACUCGCAGGGCCUCGCGCGGGCAAUCCGCGGCCAGCGGCGCGCUCCUCACGAACGGCGGCCACGGCGGCUCGAGGGAGAAUGGUGCAGGGCGGGCCGACGACGAGCACCACCACCGCCACCAGCAGCAGCGAGGGAGGACGGGGGACGCCAACCGAUCAUCGGGCCACGCAAAGAAGAGCUCUCUGGGUGCUGGCACGACCACCACCGGCAGCAGUAGCAGCAGGAGUGCAGGAGGUGCCACCCACUACGUUGACCGAUGGGACAAGCAGCACGUACGAAUGCCGUGCUCGCCCAAGAACGUGUACGCACCGACGACCAACUGGGGAGGAGGACACCAAGUGCUGGAGAGCAAGUGGGAGUUGAUUCAAACCGUGCUCCAGCAGUCGAUCGUGGAUUCGUACGCCAUCGAAGAGGCCAUUCUUACUUUCAACCAAUCCUACAAGAACAAGUGGAGCUUCGGCGGCCUGCACUCGUUCUUCGCCGAACACUGCAGCCCCGAAGAGCGGAGGCUCUUCUUCGGGUCCACGCUCCCCUUCAUGAUCGACCUCGUCCUCUCCACCAAGGAGAUCUGCCCCGAGCCCAUCGAGUUCCUCGAGAAGCAGAACGACAAGGUCAUCAUGCUCAGCCAGAAGCAGAUCGCGUGUCUCCUCGCCAACGCCUUCUUCUGCACCUUCCCCGGCCGCAACACGAAGAUGGGCGAGAAGGCGGUGGGACAGAAGUACCCGAGCAUCAACUUCAGCGACCUCUUCAUGAGCCCCAUGACCGGGCAGCGGCUGGGCAAGCUCCAGUGCAUCCUCAACUACUUCCACCGCAUCUCAAACCAACCUCUGGUGGGCAACGUGUCCUUCCACAGGCGAGUGCUCCACGACUUCCCGGAUUGGCAAGCCAGCAAAGCUCCGCUACGACGACUCACCGUGCGAUCCGACGGCACGAUCGAGGACGACACACCGGCCGAAGGCCUGGAGGUGGACUUUGCCAACAAACUGAUCGGCGGCGGUGUACUGGGUCGAGGAUGCGUGCAAGAGGAGAUCCGCUUUCUCAUCAGCCCCGAGUUGAUCGUCGCCCGACUGUUCUGCGCCGAGUUUGAUGACAACGAGUGUCUGGUGAUGAUGGGCUCGGAGCGAUUUAGUGACUACACGGGCUACUCCGAUUCGUUCUGCUUUGGCGGCGACCACCAGGACGCCACGUCGCGCGAUGGCUGGGGCCGCAUGCGGACGACGAUCGUGGCGAUCGACGCGCUCGAGUUUUCGCGGUGGGGCGCGUCGGACGAGUUCCGGCAGCGUAACGUGGAGCGGGAGCUGAACAAGGCCUACUGCGGCUUUCUGGCCGUUGACGACGGCUCACCUCCCGCGGCCUCCGCCCUCCCGCUCGUCUCCACCGGCCACUGGGGCUGCGGCGCGUUCGGCGGCACCAAGGAACUCAAGAGCCUCAUCCAGCUCAUGGCCGCCUCCCUCUCGCGACGCGACAUGCUGUACUUCACGUUUGGGGAUGAAGUGUUCGCCCAGCGGCUGAAGGACACCCACGCGCUCCUUCUUCAACAGAACGCCACCGUGGGCGACGUGUACGAGGCGAUCACCGAGUACGCCGAGCUGAUGGAGGACUCGCAGGGCAACAUGGACCUCUUUGACUUCCUCGCCGCCCGCUUCGGCUAA
Molecule: messenger RNA, 2301 nt
Organism: Acanthamoeba castellanii str. Neff
Lineage: Eukaryota; Discosea; Longamoebia; Acanthamoebidae
Product: poly glycohydrolase family protein
Exons: 14
Coding region: 1-2301 (766 amino acids)
Biological process (GO): carbohydrate metabolic process; nucleotide-sugar metabolic process; regulation of DNA repair
Cellular component (GO): cytoplasm; nucleus
Molecular function (GO): poly(ADP-ribose) glycohydrolase activity
Source: RefSeq, a predicted model, not a curated record